Messenger RNA from Cucumis sativus (cucumber), 2318 nucleotides. RefSeq names its product pentatricopeptide repeat-containing protein At1g80270, mitochondrial. Gene Ontology annotation, cellular component: mitochondrion. Gene Ontology annotation, molecular function: protein binding. Lineage: Eukaryota; Viridiplantae; Streptophyta; Magnoliopsida; Cucurbitales; Cucurbitaceae. The transcript has 3 exons. The record is from RefSeq and is a predicted model, not a curated record.
AGAGACGAAAGGGUAUUAUAGUCAAUCAGGUGACGGGUUUUAGGGUUUAAGAAGAAGCUCCAUGCCAGUUCCAUUGCAACUAUAACACAUCUCUCACUCUUGCUUCCGUUGUUGAGUUCUUCUGACUUCCUCACUGCUAAUAUCAUCUCACCAUGUGGGCUCUUCGUAGAGCUUCUACUCCUCUUAGGAAUCAAGGGUAUAGAGUAAGAACUUCAUAUGUCUUUGGCAAACUAGAGGUACCAUAUUUUUGGGAAGGAAAUGUUGCUGGUUUUGGAACCGCCGCCGCUUUAUCCGACAGAUUCAUUUAUUUUGACAGAAAUAACCUUACAACAUGGCCGUCUUCUGAGGUUUAUAUUAGUAGUCAUGGUCUAUCUACACAAGCUGGUGCUGAGAACAGUGGAGAGGAAGGUAAUGUGGAAGAUGGAUGUUCCGAACUUGAUGAAACACUUCCAAGCACUAGUCCACUGGAAGAUAGUAAGACAGCUGAUGAUAAUGAAGAGGAACUAACUUCUGGAUCAGAAAUUGAUGAUGACAAUGACGUUGUAGAUGAUGGGACUGAACUGGAUUUACCUGAGGGAGAAACUGGACUUGUUGAAAAGAUAUCUAUUAAAAGGGCUCCUUCAGAACUUCUCAAUGUUAUUUGGAAGGCUCCAGGUUUAACUGUCUCUAGUGCACUUGAUAAGUGGGUCAGUGAAGGAAAAGAACUAAGCCGGGACGAUAUCUCUUCAGCCAUGCUCAAUCUUCGCAAAUGUCGGAUGUAUGGAAGGCUUUGCAGGUAAAUUGACUUUGAUGUUGCUUUUCAAUUUUCAGAGUGGUUGGAAGCAAAUGGGAAACUUGAUUUUGUUGAAAAAGAUUAUGCUUCUCGGCUCGACUUGAUUGGAAAGUUACGAGGUCUUCGUAUGGCAGAGAAUUACAUUGCUAAAAUUCCAAAGUCCUUCCAAGGUGAGGUGGUAUACCGAACUCUUUUGGCUAACUGUGUGAUUGCCUGCAAUGUACAAAAAGCGGAGGAAGUAUUCAACAAAAUGAAGGACCUUGAAUUCCCCAUCACAGCAUUUGCUUGCAACCAGUUGCUUCUUCUUUACAAGAGGACUGACAAGAGGAAAGUAGCCGACAUUUUGUUGUUGAUGGAGAAAGAAAAUGUCAAGCCUUCUCGGUUUACUUACAGAAUCUUAAUAGAUACUAAAGGCCUUUCUAAUGACAUAACUGGGAUGGAACAAGUUGUUGAUACAAUGAAGGCCGAAGGAAUUGAACUUGAUGUUUCUACACUUUCCGUAUUAGCUAAACAUUAUAUUUCAGGUGGGCUUAAAGACAAAGCCAAGGCCAUUUUAAAGGAGAUGGAAGAAAUUAACUCCGAAGGUUCUCGAUGGCCAUGCAGAAUUUUACUUCCCCUUUAUGGAGAACUCCAAAUGGAAGAUGAAGUGAGGAGGCUCUGGGAGAUCUGUGGGUCUAAUCCUCAUAUUGAAGAAUGUAUGGCUGCCAUUGUUGCUUGGGGAAAGCUGAAGAACAUCCAGGAAGCUGAGAAAAUUUUUGAUAGAGUUGUAAAAACAGGGGAGAAGCUAUCCGCUAGACACUAUUCUACCAUGUUGAACGUUUAUAGAGAAGACAGUAAGAUGCUAACGAAAGGCAAGGAAGUGGUCAAGCAGAUGGCAGAGAGCGGUUCUCGCAUGGAUCCGGUGACAUUGGAUGCAGUUGUGAAGCUCUAUGUGGAAGCAGGGGAGGUAGAAAAGGCAGACUCUUUCUUGGUUAAGACUGUUCUACAAUACAAGAAGAAGCCAAUGUUUACCACAUACAUAACUCUCAUGGAUCGCUAUGCAAGUAGGGGAGAUGUUCCCAAUGCUGAGAAAAUCUUUGGUAUGAUGAGAAAAUAUGGUUAUGUUGGUCGAUUAAGCCAAUUUCAAACUCUAAUACAGGCAUACGUUAAUGCCAAGGCUCCAGCCUAUGGUAUGAGAGAGAGAAUGAAGGCAGAUAGUGUAUUUCCAAACAAAGCCUUGGCAGGAAAAUUAGCUCAAGUUGAUUCUUUGAAGAUGAGAGAAGUGUCCGAUUUGCUUGAUUGAAAAAUAUAACCCGUUACUUUUGGUAUGUAUAAACUCCCCAGAUUUCAAAUUUAUGGUUUGAAUCAUGUAUUUGUUCAUUAGUCUGGUCGAUGCGUUUUGUUAGAUGAACUCAUGGAAGUUUAUAGCUCUUAGGACGAAGAAAUUGCAAAAUUGGAUCCUGUUGCACCAAUGUUCUACUGUCCAAUUAUGUUUCCCAACUUUAAUUCGUCGAAUGAAUUCGAUAAAUCUUCUGAUUGCUGGGGUUUUUUUCCUGCGGUAUCCAAA